CUGUGACAUUAGUUGAGGAAGCACAUGAACGAACGAAAAUCAUCGUAAGAAACCGAAUUGAAAAUUCGUGUAAACAUUUAAAGUUCAUUUGAUUCAGUUCACAUUCACAAAUUUAAGAUUUAUAUAAGUAACUUUUUAGCUAUCCAGCCCGUGACAUCACGGGCAUUUCGAAUUUUAUGAUACUUUAUCAUGGGUGAAGUUACGAUGCAAACUGUAGCUUACGCUAAAAUCAUUCUCCAUGCUGCGAAAUAUCCUCAUUGCGCUGUUAACGGUAUCCUUUUAGCCGAUGGUACCAAAAUAAAAGAAGGUGCUAAAAAUCAGGACCUAGAUAUCGUCGAUUCCAUUCCAUUAUUCCACCACAGCCACUAUGUUUCACCUAUGGCUGAGGUAGCUCUUACUCAGAUCGAAACUAUGGCGCAAGCAGAUAAUCGCAUCAUUGCUGGUUUCUAUGCAGCAUGCGAAAACUAUAGAGAUAAUACUGUAGAUAAAUGCCCUGGGCAAAAAAUUGCUGAGAAGAUUGCAGAAUACUUUCCAUCUGCUGUGUUUAUUGUGGUUGAUAACAAAAGAAUUGUUCAACACCUGGACACGCCAGCUUUAAAAUUGCAUAAACAUGCCGAGGGGAAAUGGAAACCAAAAGAAAUCAAUAAGCACAUCUUCCUACGUAAGUCUUUAGUGGCCAAGUUUUUUACCUUUCAUAUUGAUAUGUUUUUUUUUGGUAGGUUCAAUAAUGAAUAUCUAUACAUAAAAAGUUUUUGUGGUACUGUUGGCAUAAUAAAGUUUAAGUGUGUAAUUUUUUUUUCCAGCGGAUCCAUAUGCCUUAGAAACUACAUCAAUGUUCCUUCAGAAAUAUCAUUUUGUAGAUCUUAUUGACUUUGACAAUUAUCUGGAUGAUGUUUCCCAAGAUUGGACCAAUCUUGAGAUCAAAAAUUUAAUAGACACCACAAAAAAAUCAGGUAUGCAAGAAGUGCAGCAGUAAAAACUGUCAGUAAUUAGUACUAUAAUAUUUAGUGAGUAAUGAACCCUUU
Messenger RNA from Diatraea saccharalis (sugarcane borer), 1025 nucleotides. The record is from the annotation of a GenBank genome assembly. Lineage: Eukaryota; Metazoa; Arthropoda; Insecta; Lepidoptera; Crambidae.